Adineta steineri is the source of this 1040-nucleotide messenger RNA. NCBI's taxonomy places the organism in Eukaryota, Metazoa, Rotifera, Eurotatoria, Adinetida, Adinetidae. The record is from the annotation of a GenBank genome assembly.
AACAAGCUAGUCAACGAAUGCCAACUGAAAGACCAAAUACAGCUUCGGCUUCGUCUUUAUCAACUAUUUCUAAUAAACCAACUAAUUUGACAGCAGCAGCUGCAGCAAUUAAAGCUAAUACUCGAUUACCAGAAUGGGCAAAAAAUCAAAUUGCUGAUGAGCCAACUGAGGAAGAGAAACGACGACCACAAUCUGAUCGUAAACAACCAGCUAGACGUAAUUUUGAUGAUGAUGAUGAUGAUGAUCGAUCAAGACGUGGUGGUGGUUUUGGACGUGGUCGACGUGGUCGAGGACGUGGGGGUGAUGAUGGAGGCGAAGAGACACGUCCAAGUAAAGAUGUUACUUUGUUUGAUUUCUUUGCAAUGAAAACUAAAUCGGCUCCGCAAAAAUUUCCUUCUUUUCCUUCUACUUCUUCUUCGUCUACUGGAAAAACUCAAACUCUUAACUCAAAACCUAGUCAACAAACUGGUACGGCAUCUUCAAAUCAAUCACGUGUAUCCAGUGCUAUUCAAAAACAAAUAUUUGAAUUUGAAAGUGGUGAUCAAGUAUUAGCUCGAUUUCAUGAAGAUAAUGAAUAUUAUCCUGCUAUUGUGAUGAAUGUUAUUUAUGAUACACAAAAAUGUGCAGUCAUGUUUGAAGGUUAUGAUACUCAAGAUACUGUGAAUUUCGAUGAUGUUGAACCAUUCAGCGAAGGAUACUACGAAGGUGAAGAAGAAGAAGAAGAAUAUGAACAAGAACAAGUACAACCAGCUCCAGCUCCAGCUCCAGGUCCACCGCAGUCACAACCACAAAGAAAUAAUGCGAGUCAACAUCAAAAACGAAAUCAACAAAGUGGUUAUCAACAAAGUGGCUAUCAACACGGUGGUUACCAACAAGGUGGCUAUCAACAAGAUCAGCAAGCUUAUGGUUAUUAUAAUCAACAACAACAACAGCAGCAACAACCAUACAACAAUCAGAAUCAAAAUCGACCUAAUUCAGGUCGAAAUUAUUCUCAGCAACAACAGUAUCCUAAUCAAUACAAUAAUAACUAUUAUUAUUAA